Molecule: messenger RNA, 1729 nt
Organism: Rhincodon typus (whale shark)
Lineage: Eukaryota; Metazoa; Chordata; Chondrichthyes; Orectolobiformes; Rhincodontidae
Product: probable G-protein coupled receptor 139
Exons: 2
Coding region: 401-1312 (303 amino acids)
Biological process (GO): G protein-coupled receptor signaling pathway
Cellular component (GO): membrane
Molecular function (GO): G protein-coupled receptor activity
Source: RefSeq, a predicted model, not a curated record
CGGCGGUGGCGGAUGUGACGUCAUCUGUGGGUUCUCCGAUAGUGGCCUCAUGGCCGAUGGCGGCGGACCCAUUGUGGGGAAGGUCACAAGUCAUUUGACAGUUUGAAAAUUGUGUUAACCACUGCACUAGUAUCAGCCAAACCUAAUAAUGCAAAGCCAUUCAAGAUGGCUAUUAAUGGGUGUGAUGUGGGUGUUAGUGCAAUUCCCUUACAAGAAGACGACGAGAAGAUAGAAAUACCUAUCGGUACUUUCUAGACUGUUUGGAUGGCGUUUAUUAUUGCAUCCAUACAAUUUGAAAUUUAUACAUUUGGCAGGGCGAGACGAUGCAAUUGCCAGCACGUUGUCUGGACUUGGAUGAAGAAAGGUGGAGGCAUUCGGUGGCUGGAGUAAACGAAAUGAAAUGGAAUUUAAUCUGGUGGCGAUUGUGAUCCUAUAUCAAGGAAACUGUGGCCUCUCCAAAUGCAUUACCUGUUACCUGAUGGCAAUGUCAGCAGCAGAUUUACUACUUGUCAUCAUUAAUAUCAUACUGAAUCGAAUUAAUAACAUUUAUUUUCCGCUCACUUUCUUGUUCAUCACUCCUGUAUGCGCUGUGAGGGCUGUCUUGUUACUUGCAGCUCUUGACUGCUCUGUUUGGUUCACAGUAGCUUUCACAUUUGAUCGGUUUGUAGCCAUUUGUUGCCAGAAGCUAAAACCAAGAUAUUGUACCGAGAAAACUGCAACUGUGGUGAUAGUAAUUGUGGCAGUCAUCAGCUGUUUGAGGUCUACUGUCUGGUACUUUUUAUUUGUUCCAUCAAUUAUCAUUGACAACGUCCCAUGGUUUUGCAUUCAAGGACCAGACUAUUAUACCUCACCGUUAUGGGCAGCAUAUGAGUGGAUUGACAGUAUUCUAACACCGCUACUUCCUAUUUUCUUGAUUUUGGUGUUCAAUGGUCUAACUGUCAGGAAUAUUAUAAAAGCCAAUCGACUCCGAAGAGGAUUCCGGUGUCAUGGAAGUGGACAGGAUAAUAUUGAUCCAGAGAUGGAGAAUCGAAGGAAAUCAAUUAUUUUACUCUUUGCCUUGUCUGCUAAUUUUAUACUUUUAUGGAUGACAUAUGUUACACAUUCGUUAAACUGGCAAGUCAUCAAUUAUAAUUAUUUGGACAAAACCAUUAGUGGUCCAGUAUAUGUUGCUCAGCAAUUUGGAUUCAUGCUCCGUCUUUUGAGCUCGUGCACCAACACCUGCAUUUAUGCACUAACACAGACAAAAUUCAGAGAGGAGCUAAAGAAUGGUAUAAAAUAUCCGUUUACUCUCAUUGUUACAUUGUUUAAAUAAAAACACAGAAUUAACCUGCGGUGGGAAUUGCACUUCAAGAACUGCACAAUACUUUCAGUUCAUAAUUGAUCCUAUGAAAUCACUGCAAAACUUCUGCAAUACAGUGUGCUCUUCAAUACUUUGACCAACAUGUGUCUUCAGUCAUUUUGAAUCCGAUCUGUUUUCAUUCCCUGAACAUCUUCUCUACUUCCUGCAACAUUCCAUAAGACUCUUCACCUUCAACUCACAUUUGUGUUAUGCAGUUCGUGAUCGUGACCAAAGUUUAUUGCUUUGACUUUUCUUUGGUUAUCUUUUCAUGAAGAGUUACCUGAGCUUUCCUUUCAGUCUUAAAGCAGGACUUUGUUACUUUAUCCUAGACUUGAAAAUGUUUACAAUACCAAUGGUUGAGACUUCAUUCUUCUCAAUAUAUUUCAAAUG